AUGGGAGACGUGCAUGUCCAGGCCGCCGCCGCGCCGAGCGGUGAGGCAAUGACAGCGCUUGAUUUACACCAUCUCAUCUCACAAUUCUGUCAGCGCCCUGACCCUGCUGAAGUCGUCGCUGGGAGCGUAGACGCCUUGCCUGGAAGCUCUGCCCAGCGCGAGCACGCACUGCUCGAACUGAGCAAGAAACGCGAGCAGUAUGAAGAUCUCGCACUUGUGCUAUGGAAUAGCUUUGGCGUGAUGCCUUCGCUGUUGCAGGAGAUCAUCUCGGUGUACCCGCUGCUCUCGCCGCCGGUGCUCACUGCCCACGCGUCCAACCGCGUGUGCAACGCGCUUGCGCUGCUGCAGUGCGUCGCGAGCCACACCGAGACGCGUGGUGUGUUCCUCCAGGCACACAUUCCCCUGUUUCUCUACCCUUUUUUGAACACGACCUCCAAGUCGCGCCCGUUUGAGUACCUCCGCCUGACCUCCUUGGGCGUCGUCGGCGCGCUGGUCAAGCAAAACGACAACUCGGAUGUAAUUACCUUUUUGCUCUCGACAGAGAUCAUCCCUCUGUGCCUGCGUAUCAUGGAGACCGGCUCGGAACUCUCGAAAACGGUGGCUAUUUUUAUCGUGCAAAAGAUCCUCCUGGAUGACUUGGGUUUGAACUACAUCUGUCAGACCUACGAACGCUUUUACGCGGUGGCAACCGUGCUCAGCAACAUGGUCACGCAGAUCGUCGAGAGCCAGGCGAUUCGCCUGCUCAAGCACGUCGUCCGCUGCUACCUGCGCCUGAGCGACAACCCGCGCGCCCGCGAAGCGCUCCGCUCGUGCCUGCCGGGGCCCCUGCGUGACGCAACCUUCUCGCAGCUGCUCAAAAACGAUCACAUCACGAAGCGCUGCCUGGCGACGCUCUUGCUCAACCUCUCCGAUCGCGUGGAGACGUAG
This is a messenger RNA of Malassezia japonica, 927 nucleotides long. RefSeq names its product RNA-binding protein, CCR4-NOT complex subunit Rcd1 (gene rcd1). Bases 1 to 927 code for a protein of 308 amino acids. The record is from RefSeq and is a predicted model, not a curated record. Gene Ontology annotation, cellular component: CCR4-NOT complex; P-body; CCR4-NOT core complex. The transcript has a single exon. Gene Ontology annotation, biological process: mRNA catabolic process; negative regulation of translation. NCBI's taxonomy places the organism in Eukaryota, Fungi, Basidiomycota, Malasseziomycetes, Malasseziales, Malasseziaceae.